Molecule: messenger RNA, 1345 nt
Organism: Lactuca virosa
Lineage: Eukaryota; Viridiplantae; Streptophyta; Magnoliopsida; Asterales; Asteraceae
Source: the annotation of a GenBank genome assembly
AACUCAAACGACAAACACGCACACUUCUCUUCUCCCCCAAAUUUCUCAUACAUAAAAAUAUGAAAUUGGGGCAAAAUUCUUCAAAAUUGAAUCUCUGGUUUUGAUCUAAUUUCGGUUACUUUUGUCAAAAUCCCACCAUGUCAACGGAGGAGCCACCGUUCUCCACCUCGGCCUUGUCAGCGCUUGAUAAACCACUUCAUCAGCUGACUGAAGACGACAUUUCUCAGCUCACUCGCGAAGACUGCCGCCGGUAUCUCAAGCAAAAAGGGAUGAGACGGCCGUCGUGGAACAAAUCGCAGGCGAUCCAGCAAGUAAUUAUGCUAAAAGCGUUGCUUGAACCGGCACCGGAAUCCGGAGAUGGUAGCCGGAAGCUCUACAUUACUUCACGGCAACAACAAACCCCAACCACUCGUGUCCAAAAUGGAACAAGUGCGGAUACGGAGAUCUCUCUUUCAGCGGAAGAAUCAGUUCCAGGUCACCGCAAUGAUACAGAGAAGUCUGAUUUUUUGGGUGAUAAUGAUUCUACUCCUCCUGGGAUUGGUGGUGUGAUAGAAGAGGCAAAAGGACAGAUGACAAUAUUUUAUAGUGGGAAGGUGAAUGUGUAUGAUGAUAUCCCAGUUGAUAAGGCACGUGCGUUAUUGCAGCUUGCUGCAAGCCCUCUUCAGUUUCCUCAUGAAGAUCCAGUUGAUGGAAACAUGUUGCAACAACCUCCAAACAUCAAUCUGCCAAUCUUGCAAACAGUGAGAAUGAGUGAUAACUAUCGAUUGCACAAAGAGGAAAGCAGCAUAUCGCGUGAAGAAAUCUCUGGUGAAGGUUCGGCAAGCAGAAAAGCAUCGGUUCAAAGAUAUCUAGAGAAGCGGAAAGAUAGGUUUAAGAGCAAGAGAAAAGGAGGAGCAUGCAGUGGUGGAACGUUUGAUGUUUACAUAAACAGUCAACAGAUUAAUGAGCAGUCAAGCAGGAGCACCACCUGCUCACCACCUCCGGUCAGACCACCCAACACCCCUAACCGCUUUAGCUAAAUUCAAAGCCACCUAUGCAGACCACAACUCUCUCUGCCAUCCUUGCUGACCAAAGGCUGUUUUUCCUUUGAAGAUGACGAAGGAUGUGAUGUGAGGACUUUAAGAAUUCAUUAAAGGUAAAUAUAGUCAACUUAAUUAAGAUAUGGUAGAGGCAUGAAGUAGAAUGGAGAUUAAUUUGUAGUUUGAAGCUUUUAAAAGAUGUUAGGAUUUUGAGGUGCUUGCUAGUCUUGUUGUUGUAUGUUGUUAUGUUCAUGGGGCAAUGGUUUUGUAAGAAUGAAUGUUGGUGGUUGCUUAAGGCGUUUAAAAACUUGAGAGUUGGAGAGUUU